ACAAUAAUUUCGCGGGUACAAAUUUCAUUUUGCUUAAUGAGUAAUCACCGUAGGUUUAAAAUUUAUCUAAAAGUACAUGGGAACAAAAAUCAGUUGUAGUUACGAUAGUAUAAUUGCGACUGUAGUGUAGAAACGACGUGAAUAGUUCAAAAUGAAAAUGAUCGAGGAUUCAAAUGAACGGGACUUGCAGUUAGUUCCUGCGAAUUCAACUACAAGCUGGUUCAGUCCAAAUUGGUUGUCAUGGAAUAAGUACUCGGAGGGAAUGUUGAGGGCACUGGAAAAAGCUAUUCUAAAAUACUGUAAAAUUCCACACAGAGGGUUUUACGUUGACAUAGGACCAGUAGUGGGUCCCGCAGAUAAAAUAUGGACUAUAUCAAUGAACACAGACUCCUCAAACACCCCCUUAGUCCUGCUUCCUGGACUGGGGGCCGGAGUGGCAAUGUGGUGCCUAAAUUUGGAUGCGUUUGCAGUUACCAGACCGGUUUAUGCCAUUGAUCCACUUGGAUUUGGACGUUCGUCGCGUUCUCCGUUCAGUACAAACGCAAUGGAAGCAGAAAAGCAAAUGGUUCGUUCGAUAGAGGAGUGGCGCAAAGAAAUGAAGCUGCAGAAGUUCAUUCUAUUGGGCCACAGCAUGGGCGGCUUCAUCGCCACCUCGUACGCCAUCGACUACCCGGACCACGUCCAGCAUUUGAUCCUCGCCGACCCAUGGGGAUUCCCCGAACGGCCCACCAACAGCAAGGACGUGCCCCUGUGGGUACGCAGCAUAACGUACGUGCUGCAACCGUUCAACCCUCUGGCCGGUAUCCGUGUGGCGGGGCCGUUCGGCGCCUGGUUCAUUAACAUGGUGAGGCCGGACAUUUCUAAAAAGUAUUCGGCCGCACUUCAGGAUUCGCAUCUGAUACCGCAGUAUAUUUACCAAUGCAAUUCGCAGCAACCCAGUGGUGAAGCAGCCUUUCAUACAAUGAUGUCAGGAUUUGGAUGGGCAAAAAAUCCAAUGGUAAAGCGGAUAGACAAACUGCGCCCCGACAUUCCCAUAACUCUCACAUAUGGAUCCAGAACGUGGAUCGACCAUUCUGCCGCUGAAAUUAUCAAAGAUAAACGUAUGGAUUCCUAUUUUAAGUUACAAGUAAUUCAAGGAGCAGGUCAUCAUAUUUACGCCGACAAGCCAGAACAGUUCAACAACGUAGUUCGAGAGGCAUGCCGGUACACGGAUACACAGAAGCCUAAAAGCAGAGCAAUAAUGCCCCCUGAAAGUGAUUAAAAACCAGUGAAUAUAAACCAUGCCAAAUCACAUUCUUAGGUACACAGUUUUAAAUUAAAAUGUAUAUUAUUAUUAUUUAUUGUAGUUUAAUUUUGGAGAUAAAGUUAUCUAUAAUGUUUUAUUUUAUACAAUUAACAAUAGAUUAACUGCACCUUUUUCGUUAUGGAUGAUUUUAUGUCUCACCAAAAAUCUAUAUUUUUAUAUCUAGUAUCCUUAAGAUUCAGAUUUUUGUAUAUUGUAGAACCACUUCUGUGAUAAAUUAAAUAAAUAAUUCCUACACUACA
Messenger RNA from Aethina tumida (small hive beetle), 1545 nucleotides. Its product is annotated as (Lyso)-N-acylphosphatidylethanolamine lipase. Bases 152 to 1261 code for a protein of 369 amino acids. The record is from RefSeq and is a predicted model, not a curated record. The transcript is spliced from 6 exons. Gene Ontology annotation, cellular component: lipid droplet. Lineage: Eukaryota; Metazoa; Arthropoda; Insecta; Coleoptera; Nitidulidae.